UGAGAGCUCGUGUUGUGGUUAGGAAGAUUCUUCAAUCACUAUGUCAACUGACACAGAUGUUUCUCUUUCUUCAUAUGAUGAAGAUCAGGGAUCUAAACUUAUCCGAAAAGCUAGAGAGGCACCGUUUGUCCCCAUUGGAAUGGCGGGCUUUGCAGCAAUUGUUGCAUAUGGAUUAUAUAAAUUGAAGAGCAGGGGAAAUACUAAAAUGUCUGUUCACCUGAUCCACAUGCGCGUGGCAGCCCAAGGCUUUGUUGUGGGAGCAAUGACCCUUGGUAUGGGCUAUUCCUUGUAUCAAGAAUUCUGGGCAAAACCAAAACCUUAGAAGAAGAGAUGCUGUCGUGGUCUUAUUGGUGGUGCUUGCUUUAGUUAGACGUCUCAUAUUGAGGUUAUAUGUUUAUGUUGAAAAUAAAUCAUUUGAGGGGUCAGAUAAGAA
This is a messenger RNA of Diceros bicornis minor, 433 nucleotides long. It is a transcript of the gene HIGD1A, whose product is annotated as HIG1 hypoxia inducible domain family member 1A. Gene Ontology annotation, cellular component: mitochondrion. The record is from RefSeq and is a predicted model, not a curated record. The coding region runs from base 41 to 322 and encodes 93 amino acids. Gene Ontology annotation, biological process: negative regulation of apoptotic process; mitochondrial respirasome assembly. The transcript is spliced from 4 exons. NCBI's taxonomy places the organism in Eukaryota, Metazoa, Chordata, Mammalia, Perissodactyla, Rhinocerotidae.